Siniperca chuatsi (mandarin fish) is the source of this 3232-nucleotide messenger RNA. It is a transcript of the gene ctsc, whose product is annotated as cathepsin C. Gene Ontology annotation, cellular component: lysosome. The record is from RefSeq and is a predicted model, not a curated record. Bases 493 to 1866 code for a protein of 457 amino acids. Gene Ontology annotation, molecular function: cysteine-type endopeptidase activity. NCBI's taxonomy places the organism in Eukaryota, Metazoa, Chordata, Actinopteri, Centrarchiformes, Sinipercidae. The transcript has 8 exons.
AGAGUCGAGGGCAAGAUUUCAGCUGUUGUGUGGUUCCUUGUUUGCUGAAAUCUCGGUAAACAGAGAAGAAGUGGAAGAGUGUAAAAGUCACGAUAAGCUGCUUAGAGCGGGCUGAGAGCUCGUAUAUAUUUCAUUAAAUUAAUACACAUGAGCUGUAAAUACUCAUGUAUUAGUAAUAAUAUCUAAAAAAUGUUUGCGUAGAUCUGCUUCAUCUGCCGAGAACGUUAGCUAGCCGGCUCUCCUGCUAGCUAAUCUUGCGUAUGUGCGGUGUACUGUUGGGCCUCAUUGACGUAUCUUGACCGUGAAAGUUGAAAUGUGGCUCUUUGUAAAAAGUUUCAGUUUGCAUAAAUAACGAGCAGCGGACAGGGGGGAAACAGAAAAGUCAAAGUGGGCCGAUAAAAUAGACUUAGUCAACUUUUAGGCUUUUCUCAGAAGACGAAGCUGCGUAGUUCGUAAGGUUUUUGUUUGUGUAGGCAGGUAAGCUAGCUGUGUAUGAAGAUGAGGCUGAGCGGUGUGCUAGUGUGUGUGUUCCUGCUUUGGGUUGAAGGGUCGUGGGGUGACACACCGGCCAACUGCACCUAUGAGGACCUACUGGGGACAUGGGUGUUCCAGGUGUCCAAAGGAGGACACGACAAGACCAUCAACUGCUCCGCUGAAGCCACAGGUGAGAGCACGGUGACGGUGACCCUGGAGAAACUGUCUGUAGCCACAGACGAGCUGGGGAACACCGGCUUCUUCACCCUCAUCUACAACCAGGGCUUUGAAGUGGUCAUUAACGGAUACAAAUGGUUCGCCUUCUUCAAGUACUCUGAGGAUGGCCCUAAGGUGACCAGCUACUGUGACCAGACCCUGCCAGGGUGGGUCCACGAUGUCCUGGGACACAACUGGGCCUGUUUUGUAGGGAAGAGAGUGAAACCAGUACCAUCCCGAAGAGAUUACAAACCAGUCUUCAGCAGCUGGCUGCUCCAGAAGCCGUACAAACAUAAUCUGGACUUCAUUGAUUCCAUCAACUCGGUUCAGAGAUCCUGGAAGGCUGUGCCCUACCCAGAGCAUGAGAUGUACACUCUGCAGGAGCUGCACUACAGAGCAGGGGGCCCCGCCUCCCGUAUCCCCUUGCGUGUUCGCCCUAUGCCUGUGAAAGCCGAUGUAGCCAAGAUGGCGGCCGCUCUACCUGAGCACUGGGACUGGAGAAACGUUGAUGGAGUUAACUUCGUCAGCCCUGUGCGAAACCAAGCAUCAUGUGGAAGCUGCUACUCCUUUGCCACCAUGGGAAUGCUGGAAGCUCGUGUUCGAAUCCUCACCAACAACAGCCAGACGCCCAUCUUCAGCCCGCAACAAGUGGUCUCCUGUUCUGAAUAUUCUCAAGGUUGUGAUGGUGGGUUCCCAUACCUGAUUGGGAAGUAUGUACAGGAUUUCGGCGUUGUGGACGAGUCGUGCUUUCCAUAUGUUGCGAAGAACUCUCCGUGUGGCGUUCCUCAAAACUGCGGCCGCGUUUACACCGCAGAAUACAACUACAUCGGUGGAUUUUAUGGCGGCUGCAGUGAGAUGGCCAUGAUGUUGGAACUGGUCAAGAAUGGACCCAUGGGAGUGGCCUUUGAGGUCUACCCUGACUUCAUGAACUAUAAGGAGGGCAUCUACCACCACACAGGCCUCGCAGACGCUCUCAAUCCCUUCGAGCUGACCAACCAUGCUGUGCUGUUGGUGGGUUAUGGCCGCUGCCACAUGACCGGACAGAAGUACUGGAUUGUCAAGAACAGCUGGGGCACCGGCUGGGGCGAGGAUGGCUACUUCCGAAUCCGCCGGGGGAGUGAUGAGUGUGCCAUUGAGAGCAUCGCAGUCGCAGCCAACCCUAUCCCCAAACUGUAGAAGCUGUAAACUCAGGAAGGGUGUCUGCAACUUUAGAUUUAUUCCCCAUUAGGGGUGUCACGAUUUCGCUUCUAAAUCGAAAAUCGAUCGAAAUGAGCUUUCGAUUUUGACCUUGGAAAUCAAAAGCAGGAUCGGCGAUUCUCCCAGUAUUUUUAUUUUUUUUUACUCUCCACCCCCCGCAUACUUGCACGUGUCCAAAGGAACAUCUAGUGACUCUUCAUUUUGUUUUUGUGUUUUAACAGUUUGUUACCAAUUAACUGGUGAAAUAUGUUAUUGUUAUUACAUUUUAAAUAAAUUAUUUAAAUUUGACCAUAUGGCCGUAGUGUGGUACAGUCCAAAAAGAAAAUGCCGGUUAUAUCACACUUAUUUUUUUAAAGAAGAAUUUGACAAUGUAAGUGACAGUUGUCAGGGCAUAAAACCAAUGAUCAAUCAAGACUUGAUAGUCUAACAAUGGCAUAGCCGUCAGUGCUGGGGAAAAAAAGUUUAAACCGAAUCGUGUAUUUGGAGAAUCGUGACACCCCUAUUCCCUGUAGCUUAGCUGUUUUCAAUGUGUGCUUGGAAAUUUAAAUCUCAAAUCUAAAAUAGCAUUUGUCUGUCUUUUUUUUUCCCUCCCUAAUCUGACAAGUGGAGUUAGCUGUGACAAGCACUGCAAUGCAUGGAAAUUGCACAACAUUAAGAUUGUCCAGGGAAGCCCUGGCUUAUCCAACCACUGUAGAUGUAGUAAGGAAAUAUGCUUUUUACUGAUGUAAGAUUUUAACUAGAGACACAAAAACUUCUGUUUUAUGGUCAAUUUCUACAAGAAUUGACACGGUUUACAGCACCUAAAAUUGAAUUUGAAUUGUAGGGAAACAGUUAUUCUGCUCUUUAGAUGUGUGUUUUUUUUUUUUUUUUUUUUUUUUCUUGACGUAGUACCAAAGUCUCUCGAGCUGAAUUUACCAUGUCAACCUACCAUGUUCAAGCUGUAACUGCCGAUACAAACUUGGAAUCAAAAUGGAUCGAUACAUACUGUGACAAAUCAUCAUGGGUAGUAAAUUUCUGUGUAACAUUUUAAAGGGAACUAACAACUGAGGAGUCAUGUUUGUGUUUGCUCGUCAGGUGGUGCAGGACCUUGAUUCUUUGCCUCAGGGAAGCACAGUGGAGAACUGUAAUAUCUUCUGUCCUUGCAUCAAAUUGAAACCUGCCAUGUUUCCCUGUGGAGCGUUUUAAAGGGAUUUCUUAAUUAAUAAAGGGAUCUAACUAAUUCUAGUGCCUUUUUAUUCUGCCUCCCAUUCAUUGUAAGCAAGUGUUUCCAUUGUAUUGAGAUUUGCACAGUAUUUUGUUUUGUUGUCUUUUGUAAUUUGACAGAAUAAAAGCAUUUUCAAAUUUA